Molecule: messenger RNA, 3543 nt
Organism: Coccinella septempunctata (seven-spotted ladybird)
Lineage: Eukaryota; Metazoa; Arthropoda; Insecta; Coleoptera; Coccinellidae
Product: importin-7
Exons: 13
Coding region: 142-3276 (1044 amino acids)
Biological process (GO): protein import into nucleus
Cellular component (GO): cytosol; nuclear envelope
Molecular function (GO): small GTPase binding
Source: RefSeq, a predicted model, not a curated record
AUAUUCGUGUUCUGUGUUUUCAAGUUUCAAGACGUUUCUCCAAGUGUCAGAUCAUCGUUGAAGUGUUGGGGUUAUUCAUGCAUUAGAUAGUUUUAUUUUUAAAUAUCACCCCUAAAAUUGAAGUUGAAAUAAAUUGAGAAGAUGGAAAUCAGAAAAACUAUUGAAUUACUUCGGGCUACUAUAGACCCAAAUCAGCGUCAGCAAGCUGAGACUCAAUUAGAUCAGAUACACAAAAUCAUAGGAUUCGCUCCUACAUUACUUCAAAUUGUCAUGAUGGGGGAUUGUGAUAUGCCUAUUAGGCAAGCGGGCGCUAUCUAUCUCAAAAACUUGAUAAAUAAUAGUUGGCAGGAAAGGGAGGCUGAAUCUGGACAGCCUUUGCCCUUUUGUAUUCACGAACAAGAUCGAGCGUUGAUAAGGGACAGCAUUGUUGAUGCGGUUGUGCAUGCACCAGAUCUUAUUCGGACACAGUUAUGUACAUGUGUCAACACCAUGGUGAAACAUGAUUUUCCUGGAAGAUGGACCCAAAUUGUCGAUAAAAUAAGUGUUUAUUUGUCCAACCCCGAACCAAAUGGUUGGCUUGGGGCAGUUUCAUGCAUGUACCAGUUAGUUAAAAUAUUUGAAUACAAAAAAAUGGAGGAAAGGAGACCAUUGCAUGAGGCCAUGAACUUGUUGUUACCCCAGCUCUAUCAACUUAUUGUACGCUUGCUUCCGGAUAACUCUGAACAGUCAGUUCUUUUGCAGAAAGAAUGCCUCAAGGUAUACUUUUCAAUAGUUCAGUAUAUACUACCACUUGACAUAAUCACUAGAGAGACUUUCACGCAAUGGAUGGAAAUAUGCAGACAAGUUAUAGAAAGACCUGUACCACCUCAGGCUUUUGAGCCUGAAGAAGACGACAGACCUGAUCUGCCAUGGUGGAAAUGUAAAAAAUGGGCCCUACAUAUAAUUUAUAGAAUGUUUGAAAGGUUUGGUUCCCCAGGACAUGUUAGCAAGGAAUAUAACACAUUUGCCGAUUGGUAUCUUUCUACCUUCAGCAAUGGUAUCUUAGAGGUUCUCUUGAAACAGUUAGAUUCUUAUAGAGGUGGCACAUGGCUGCCACCUAGAUGCCUACAACAAACUCUCAACUACUUGAACCAGGCAGUGACACUUGCUCAUACCUGGAAAAUUUUGAAACCACAUAUGGCAGCUGUUAUUCAAGAUGUAUUGUUCCCUCUUCUCUGCUAUACCGCUGAGGAUCAUGAGCGUUGGACGCUGGAUCCACAUGAGUAUAUAAGGAUCAAAUUUGACGUAUUUGAGGACUUUGUUUCACCUGUCAAUGCAGCUCAAACACUUCUGCACUCUUGCUGUAAAAAACGUAAAGAAGUAUUACCAAAAACAAUGGUUUUCCUGACGCAAGUUCUGACCAAUAAUCAGACAGAGGCGCCCCAGAAAGACGGUGCUCUGCACAUGAUUGGUUCUUUGGCGGAUAUACUUUUGAGAAAAAAAUUGUACAAGGAGCAAUUGGAUCAAUUCUUUGUGAAAUUCGUUUUCCCAGAAUUCAACUCUGACAGGGGGCACUUGAGAGCUAGGGCCUGCUGGAUUCUUCACAAUUUUGCAGAGCAUGAGUUUAAACAAGAUGAUAUAUUGGUGGAAGGUGUCAACCUGGUUAUUAAAUCGUUAUUGUAUGACAAGGACCUUCCGGUGAAGGUAGAAGCAGCAAUUGCCCUGCAGUCACUCUUAAGCUAUCAAGAAAAAGCAUAUAAACAUGCAGAACCUCAGAUCAAAGAUAUUUCCCUUGAAUUGCUUUCAAUCAUACAUGAAACAGAGAAUGAAGAUGUUACGGGCGUAAUGCAAAAAAUGGUGUGUAUUUACACCCAGCAUCUCAUUCCCAUUGCUUCGGAAAUUUGUGGACAAUUGGCGAGAACAUUCACACAGGUGGUGGAAAACGACGAUAUACAAGACGAAAAGGCGAUAGCAGCGAUGGGUAUUUUAAAUACAAUAGAGACUCUAUUGACUGUGUUGGAAGAUAGUCCUGAGGUAGUCAAAGUUUUGGAACCGACAGUUUUGCAAAUUGUUGUAAAUGUUUUGCAAAAUGAGAUGCAUGAGUAUUAUGAAGAAGUGCUCGCCUUGGUGUAUGAUUUGACGAGCAAACAUAUAUCGGAAGACAUGUGGAAAGUGUUCGAGUUGAUGUAUCAGGUGUUCAUGAAAAAUGGUAUGGAUAAUUUCAUAGAUAUGAUGCCAGUUUUACACAAUUACAUCACGGUGGAUAAAGAAGCAUUUUUGUCUGAUACUAAGCGUCUAUUAGCUGUUUACAACAUAUGUAAGGAAGUUCUCGAUAGUGGCUCUUUGGGAGAAGAUCCAGAAUCUCAUGCAGCUAAAUUACUUGAAAUUUUACUUUUAACAUAUUUAAGGCAAAUUGACCAAGCAGUACCUAUGUUGGUGGAAUUGGCGGCAACCAGAUUAUUAAGACAGGUCAAAACGAGCGAAUUGAGGACAAUGUGUCUGCAAGUGUUGAUAGCCGCACUUUACUACAAUCCCCAAAUUCUUUUCACAGUGCUUGAAGGCAUUCCAGAUUUCACCAAGCAUUUCAUCAAACAAUGGUUGUGCGAUGCUGAUUGUUUCUUAGGUAUCCAUGACAGGAAAAUGUGCGUUAUCGGUAUCUGCACGCUGAUCAGUCUUCCAAAUAAACCACCGGCUCUCGUCGAAGAGGCACAGAAAAUUGUGCCUUCUUUGAUCAUGAUCUUCGAGGGGCUCAAGAGAGCUUACACCGCUAAAGCGUUGGAAAAUGGGGAAGAAGAAGAUAGUGAAAGCUCUGAUGAUGAUUUCGAAGAAGUUCUUAGUUCAGACGAAGACGAUAUCGAUGAUGAAGGACAAGAUUAUCUAGAAUCUCUAUCGAAGAAGGCAGUUAGUGCAGGAACUAAUGCUGGAUUGCCCAUUAAUGCAACAAUUAACGAUAUAGAUGAUGGCUCUGAUGACGAUGACUCUGAUUAUAAAGUAACAGAUGAAACAGUCUUGGAAUCAUACUCUACUCCUCUGGAUGAGGAAAACUGUGACUUGGAUGAAUUUAUCCUCUUCAAAGAUGUUAUGUCUAGAUUAGAAACUUCUGAACAAGAAUGGUAUAAUAAACUUUUGUCUUGUUUAAAUGAUCAACAGAAGAAGGCCCUCAUGGAUAUUUGUGUUCUGGCAGAUCAGAGGCGUGCUUUCAGAGAAAGUAGAAAAAUCGAACAACAAGGAGGUUAUGUUUUUACCCAGCAGGCUGUACCAACAACUUUCAAAUUUGGAGAUUCUAGUUUGGGAUAAUCUAAAAUUUUAUUUAUUCUGACUGAUGUAAAAUUGACUGUAACAAAUGAACUAUGCAGUUUUAAUUUUGUGUAUCUUCUUUUUAUUAAGUGCCUUUUUAUUAUGUACAUAUGUUACAAGGAACAUACACUACGAUAUAAAGAUGAACCCAACAGUUCAUCUAUAUUCUAUUGUAUUAACAAGUCUCAACUGUAAUCUGAAUUUCAUUGUUUCAUUUAUUCAAUGUUAUGAGAAAUCCUUUUAUUGCAUAAAAGCCUUUGAAAUUUG